AUGGGCGCCGACGCGGCGCGCCCUCCCUCACCUCCCUCCGGACCCGCUGGCGUAACGGAAGGGCUUAGCGUCGCCGGCGCGCAACCGAUGGGCGCGGCGACAGCUAACAGCACGCUCAGGUAUGGAUUAACCGUAGAGACACCGAGGUCACCGUCCUACGACACGACAUUGCUAUGGCGAAGGGAUUUAGCCAAGCGGUUACGGCGUCGUUCCAGACCCACGCCGAUCCCAGCUAGACAUCCCAAGGCUGCCGUCAUAGACAGAACUACCGAGAAACGAAAGUCGCUGCAGGAAACUACCAAGGAGGUAAAUAAACCAAUUAUUAGAGCUCAGUCCGUCAGAUCACAUGCGAGCAGUCGCACUGUGAUAGAAGCGCAGCUGUCUCAGGCGGAGCUCGAGGCCAGCGAACGGCUAGCGGAGAUAUCCCGGAGGGAGUUGCAGCUAGAAGCGGACAUGGUACGUAAACGGCUAGACGCCAGAAAACUGCAGAUCCGCGCUAAUGCGGAUAGCGCAGACGAGCACGAAUCUGCUGGUAGCGUGCGGAAUUCGAAUCAAGAUCGAUUAGACGAAUGGCUAGAGAACUCGCGAGACGCGACGUCAAAACCCAUUUGUAAGAGGUUAACCGACGAACCUCUACCCAAGUACGAGACUCCGAGACGACCUGCGCAGGCGGAGCGGCAUAUUCGAGGCCUCUCACCGGACCGCCAGAAAGUGACGUACGCGACACGUCAAGCCACAACAUCCCGUUCGACGACGUGCCUGUUCUGCGGUGGCGGUCACCCGACGCCGGACUGCCGCAAGUUAGCCGCCCAAUCCGUGGGCGCUAGAUGGGAGUGGGCGAAAUUAAAUCGUAUAUGCUAUCGCUGUAUCGACGCGAAGCAUAUGAAAACACAAUGCAAGGCCAAAGCGUGCGGCGUUGCAGGCUGUCCUCACGUACACCAUCGACUGCUUCAUGCGGACUCGCCGCAGGAAGUGCGUGAGGAUACGGCUAUGGUGCUAACACAAGAAAUCAGGUCAGCACCUACAUCGUCAGCAGUGACGUCAUCGGCCGAGCCAGCGGACACGACGGAGCCGCGAGCUGCGGACGACGAGAACGACGCCCGCGUGUACGUGUCGUCAACACCGGACUACAGCGUGCUGCUAAAGGUACUACCCGUAACCGUAUCAGGUCCAAAGGGAACGGCGCAUAUCUUCGCUUUCCUUGACGAUGGAUCCACCUUGUCAAUGAUCGACCAGGACGUCGCGGACGAGAUCGGCGCGGUCGGUCAAGACGAGCCGCUAUGCAUAAGAGGUAUUCAGCGGUUGAAACUUAGCUCAGUGACACAGACGGUCAAGGCUAAAGUAAGCCCCGCUCGAGGCGGCUUGACAUACGAUAUAUCCCUAAAAACGGUAGACGGACUAGGGAUACGCUCGCAGUCAUUAAAUAAGAAGCGUCUAUUGGAAUACGAACAUCUGGCGGACUUGGGCGACGAGUGCUACACGGGCAUGGGCGUGCCGCAGAUGUUAAUAGGCGGAGACUUCAGUCAUCUUAUAAACCCGACGGAGGUGAGGCAGGGCGGCGAGGACGAGCCGUGCGCAGUUAAAACCUCGUUAGGAUGGGUUUUCUUCGGGCGAAUGCCGAGGUAUGUACCAAAUAACGAGCAGGUCGUGAUGCACUGCCACAGUGACGACAGUGAUCUCGUGGAGCAGGUCAAGAAACACUGGGCAGUCGAGGCGCUUGGCAUAACGGCAAAGGACAACAUUCGACCCGACGACCAGCGAGCGAUCGAUACAUUCGAACGAACAGUAAAAAAGGUAGGACAGAGAUACGAAGUCGGCCAACUAUGGGCUGCCGACGACAUAAAGCUGCCACCGAGUUUCAACAUGGCGAAGGCGAGAUUACGCAAUCUAGAAGCCCGCAUGUCGAGAGAUCCUGACUUCGCCAACGAGUAUCAAGCACAGAUACACAAGCUUCUGGAAAAGGGGUACGCAGAGCGCAUCAUGGAACCACCGCAUCACACAUCGAAUCGAACAGACGACCUGCCUGAGAGGAAGGCGAGGCCGUCAACCGAGACAUCACUGGCGAUCAUCUCAGCGAAGCCAGACCCUUCGAGCGUACUGCCAGACGUGAGACGAUUUAGCAGUUACGACAGACUGUUGAACGCGACAGCGAACGUCUUGCUAUUCAUCGAGAAAACGAGAACGAAGAAUAAAGCCUUGCAGCUACAAGUCAGACAUUUGAGAAAGGCAGAACACAUGUGGUUGCAAUACAGUCAACGACGAAGCUUUCCCGAAGAGCUUCGAGCCUUAAGCCAGAAUAGGCUCAUCGAUCGCAAAUCGCGAUUAUACGACCUGGCACCCGAGCUAGGCGAUGACGGCGUGUUACGCAUGAAGACGAGGCUGGGCAGCGCUCCAGUAUUGUACACCGCGCUACAACCGAUAAUACUGGAUGGCCGCGAGCCGUUCACCCGUCUACUCAUCCUGCGAGCUCACCGACGAUCAGCGCACAUUCACAACGAAGCAGUAAUCAACGAACUGCGACAAGAAUAUUGGAUACUACAUCUGCGGCCGACCGUGAAGUCUGUAGCUCGAAACUGCGCGCUAUGCACACUACGACGAGCAACACCGAGAGCGCAACCCUUAGGCGAUCUCCCGCCCGAGCGACUACGGGCGUAUCAACGUCCCUUCACUCACACCGCACAAGACUACAUGGGACCGAUGUUCGUCACGAUCGGACGGCGCAGAGAAAAACGCUGGGUGUGUCUAUACACGUGCCUAGUGACGCGCGCUAUUCACCUUGAAAGCGUGCACAGUCUUUCAACCGACAGCGCGCUACUAUCACUACGAAGAUUCGCCGCGAGAAGAGGAUGGCCCAGGACGAUGUACAGCGAUAACGCGACGUGCUUCAGGGCGGCGGCGACGGAACUACGUGAGGCGUACCGGCAAUGGCUGCCUGUACUGCAAACUUACGCCACUCAGAACCGAAUGGAGUGGAAAUUCAUCCCACCUGGCAAUCCUUCGGCCGGGGGCGCGUGGGAGCGAAUGAUAAGGACAGUUAAGAUAGCGAUGUCCUACACUUUCAACGAACGAGCACCGAAACCCGAAGUUUUCGAAACUCUACUCGCCGAGAUAGAGAAUAUCGUCAACCGACGACCACUUACACAUGUCAACGUCGAUCCAGACUCCGAAGAAAGUUUGACUCCAGCACACUUUCUACUUCUUCAUAACGCUAACCUACCGAUGAUUGGCGUUUACGACGAGAACGAAAAGAAGCAAUGGAAGAUGGCCCAAGCGCUUGCCGACCACUUUUGGCGGCGCUGGACCAAAGAGUACUUUCCUCUACUGGCACCGAGGAAGUCGUCCCACGACGGAGGGCGGCAACUUCAACCAGGCGAUGUGGUCAUCGUCGCUGAACCCAAUGGUCCACGCAGCGUGUGGCCCCGAGGCGUCGUCGAGACUACCUACCCGGGACCCGAUGGACGGGUCCGCUCCGCUGACAUCAGAACGAGACACGGGACGCUACGCAGGCCCAGCUGCAGGCUGGCGGUCAUCGCGUCGCAACCCAUGCACCAGGAGUCUUCGACUGCGGGGACAAAAUGUUAG
Molecule: messenger RNA, 3582 nt
Organism: Leguminivora glycinivorella
Lineage: Eukaryota; Metazoa; Arthropoda; Insecta; Lepidoptera; Tortricidae
Exons: 3
Coding region: 1-3582 (1193 amino acids)
Biological process (GO): DNA integration
Molecular function (GO): nucleic acid binding
Source: RefSeq, a predicted model, not a curated record